UUUCUUGAACGGUUCCUGGACGGCUAUAUCCUACUCGAUGCACUAGAUGAAUGCCCCCGAGAUAAUGGCAGAGAGGAUGUUUUAAGACGCUUACCUAGUGUUCAUCUCUUAGUAAUAAGCCGGGACCAGCUUGACAUCCGACGAUCAUUAAAACCCUCUCAUGACUAUGAUCUAUUAAUGAAGAAUUCCGGAAUUGACAAAGAUAUCUUUAAUUUCGUCUCUUAUCAGCUGGAAAAUGAUACCAAGCUCCAGAGGUGGAAAGUGCGACAUAGCGAGAUCCAAACCAAAUUAACGCAGGGUGCGCAGGGAGUCUUCAGAUACGUGGAAUGUCAGCUUAACUCUUUUCGACGAGCGCGUAACCGAAACCAACUUAACAAAUACCUACACAGCUUGCCUCGCGAUCUAGAUGAAACCUAUGAACGCAUGCUUUGUGACAUUGAUGAAACAUAUGUUGAGGAUGUACGACGUAUAUUGAGUGUCCUUAGUUUCGCUAUCCGACCCCUCACUGUUAGUGAGUUGAUCGACGCUCAUGCGGUCGAACUUGGUGAAUCACCGUAUCUCGAUCGUGAGGGCCGAUCCUAUGGGCAAGAUGAUCUUGUUAAUAUCUGCCUUGGACUUGUAGAGGUAGUGGAAACCGACAAUGAUGAUGGACAAAUGAUCUCGAUCGCUCGCAUCGCUCAUUUCUCUGUCCAAGAGUAUCUUCAAUCAGAUCGUAUCAGAAAUCAGAGAGCGGAAGGAUUCGCUAUUAAUAGUGGAUCUGCAAACACAGAACUGGCGCAAAUCUGCCUUGCCUAUCUUUUACACCCAACGCUUUCUGAUGGCAUCUUAGAUAAGACGAAGAUUCGAGAUUUCCCACUUGCUCACUUCGCGGCUAUGCAUUGGUAUCAGUACUAUCAAAUGUCCCAAGAAGGAAAGUUGAAAGCUGAAAAACUGCUACUGAGAGUUUUCCAAAACGAGGCAAAUUCGUUCGUGACUUGGGCCAGGUUACAUGAGAUUGACCUUUCAUGGAAUAGAAACGUCAACUUUGAAAGACGCGUGGAGGAUAAAACAACAUUCCCAAUAUACUACGCAUCCUUUUUGGGGCUAGAAUCCAUUUUAAGGAAUAUCCUAGCGACUUAUGAGAAGACUUCUGGUCUAUCAAACAUAGUGAACGCCCAGGUUGGAGCCUAUGGCAAUGCACUUCAAGCUGCAUCAUAUGGAGGCCACAAAGAGGUGGUCCAAAUGCUACUAGAUCAAGGUGCCGAUGUGAACGCCCAGGGUGGAGCCUUUGGCAAUGCACUUCAAGCUGCAUCAACUGGAGGCGACAAAAAGGUGGUGCAAAUGCUACUGGAUCAAGGUGCCUAG
This is a messenger RNA of Penicillium robsamsonii, 1344 nucleotides long. Its product is annotated as ankyrin repeat domain-containing protein. The annotation marks the transcript as partial. The record is from RefSeq and is a predicted model, not a curated record. Lineage: Eukaryota; Fungi; Ascomycota; Eurotiomycetes; Eurotiales; Aspergillaceae. Gene Ontology annotation, molecular function: protein binding. The transcript has 3 exons.